Messenger RNA from Papaver somniferum (opium poppy), 732 nucleotides. Its product is annotated as F-box protein CPR1-like. The record is from RefSeq and is a predicted model, not a curated record. Bases 1 to 732 code for a protein of 243 amino acids. The transcript has a single exon. Lineage: Eukaryota; Viridiplantae; Streptophyta; Magnoliopsida; Ranunculales; Papaveraceae. Gene Ontology annotation, molecular function: protein binding.
AUGGAAUUCACAACUUUAUUGUUUCUUCCCUUCACAAAACUCAUAGAAAUCUUAAGAAGAAGAGAGAUGUCAAGUCUUCCAGAGGAGAUGCAGCUAGAAAUCUAUUCAAGACUACCCGUGAAAACUGUCUUGCGGUUCAAGUGCUUGUGCAAAACUUGUUGCAGUCAUUUUGGUGAGCCUUCUUUUGUUAAAAAGCACCGUGAUCAUGCUAUUAGUAAAAAUACUUGCACUUUUAUCAUGUUGCAUUAUGAGGUUGGUGUUGGUAAAAGCAACCCAAUGUACUCAGUGGAGUAUAAUUCAUUAUCUUCAAAAUUAUCAUCUGGAGCACAUAACCCUCUUAGCGAGGCUGUUGAGAUGGAUUACCCAAUCAUGCCUUCAGAUUCUUUUGAAAUUUUGGGUUCUUGUGAUGGUUUGCUUUGCUUAUUAGACACUAGUGACCCAACUAGUCAGAAUGACAUUUUCCUAUGGAAUCCAUCUACUAGGGAAUACAAGAAGAUACCUGUUCCACCAAAUUUCGAAGACAGUAGUACUAUUGAUGGCUUGUACGGGUUCGGUUAUGACGACAGCAUUGAUGAUUUUAAAUUGGUAAGAGUUGCCGAAAUUUAUGAUUCUGAUUCUUCUGAUGAUGGGUCUGGGUUUGGAUCUGGCUUUGGGAUUUGGUCUGCAGUUGAUAUCUAUACAUUAGGGUCAAACUCAUGGAGAUCCUGUGAAUGUCAUGAGAUGCCUUACUAG